Seminavis robusta is the source of this 1410-nucleotide messenger RNA. The record is from the annotation of a GenBank genome assembly. Lineage: Eukaryota; Bacillariophyta; Bacillariophyceae; Naviculales; Naviculaceae.
AUGAAGGAAUGGGCUGAAAAAUACGGUGAUAGUGGUUGCUUCGAAAUUGACAUGUUUGGUAAGAGAAUGGUAGUGGUUUGCAGAGAAGAUCGCGCUGCAGAAGUUUAUGCACAGAGGCCAUUCAAGGUGACACGUACUGCCAAUCUUCGCGCGGCAGUCGAUAGUGUGGGCGGCACAGGAGUGUUUUCUGCUGAAGGGGAGCAAUGGAAGCAAGAGAGGAAGCUGAUAUCCACAACCCUCAACAGAAGUAACAUGAAAGACUACCUCACUAUCCUCAAAGGAACGGCCACAUCAUUGAUUCAGAAAUGGGAGGUUGAUGCCAAGGAAAGCUCUGCCAGUGUUGUAACCGUGAAUCAAGAUUUGACACAUGCACUUGCUGAUAGUGUUGCAAAAGUGUUUAUUGGUCAUGACAUGGGCUGCCUGCGCAAUGAAACGUCAGAUGUGGCAUCAAUGGCCUUUCGAGCCUUCAAGGCAAUGGAAGCUCGGAUGUUCACUCCCAUCAGAUAUUGGAAUAUUCCUUUCAUUGGUCAAGAUAUUGAUGGAUACGGAAAAUAUUUUCGGAAGGGCAUGGCUGCAGUCAGCAAAAUUAUAGAUGCAUUUGAACUGGACCGUGCUUCUGCCCCGACCACACACGACGGAACUCCACAAUCGAAACUAUUCCUUGGAAAAUUAUACGAUGCUAUGGAAAAAGAAAGUUCCAAACUAAGCCGUGAAAGAGUCACUGGAAAUAUCAUGACUGCAUUUGCUGCCGGCACAGAAACCACCAGCUCUACUUUGGCGACCACACUAUUUCUCUUGGCAAGCAAUGUUGAACUCCAAAGCGAGCUAAGAGAUCAUGUCAAGGGCUUUGAUUUGGAUGAAGCGUCCUUUCAUGAUUACUACACAAAACUACCUCUGCUCAAGUCAUUUCUCCACGAGGUCCAUCGUUUCUAUACUUCUCUUAUACAGGGCCUGCAGACAGCUGCUGACAUUCCUUUCUGUGGAACCACUUUGCCAAAAGGUUCCCGGGUCCUUAUUAUUGCUUGGCACGUUACACUUCAGAAAGAAUCUCCUCCCAAAGGUGUCCCAGCAGGCCUUGACAAUGCACCAACUACUGUGUUUUCUCCUCGCAGAUAUCUUGUACCCGUGGAUGACGAUGACUCUGCAGGGGGGCAGAAGUGGAAGUGUGUUGAUCCAAUCACCAAAGGUGCUGCCUUUCUCCCGUUUGGACAUGGCGUGAGAUCAUGUCCUGGCAGGUCCUACAGUGAAAUCCUGUCCUAUUCUGUACUGAUCAAGAUGCUGCAAACCUUUAAAUUUGAACUGGCUCCUGACCAUGCACCAGUGAAGCUUAUUCAUGGAACCGUCACGGCCCCAGACAAAGACAUCCAACUAAAGCUGACCCCGAUCAACGUUUUAAAAGAAGGCCAGUAG